Messenger RNA from Labrus mixtus (cuckoo wrasse), 3836 nucleotides. RefSeq names its product protein phosphatase 1, regulatory subunit 21 (gene ppp1r21). Gene Ontology annotation, cellular component: membrane; early endosome. Bases 463 to 2823 code for a protein of 786 amino acids. The record is from RefSeq and is a predicted model, not a curated record. The transcript is spliced from 22 exons. NCBI's taxonomy places the organism in Eukaryota, Metazoa, Chordata, Actinopteri, Labriformes, Labridae.
AUAUUCCGACGGAACUUGAACGCAGCAUCAGUGGAGGAGGAUUUUGCGGGUCCGAAAAUGAAACUGUUUGUUGUUUCGUCUCAUGAAUGGAUCCUCAGUGGCUGUUAGUUUAGCUUAGCACUGGCUGUGAUCGCGCUCUAAUACGAUUUGCGGACGCAGCAGCGGAGUAUCGCGAUAACAUGAGCUGCAUGUGUGACUCGGAUGUCGGGAUUUGUUUUGCUACACGGUUAGCUUGUUAGCUCACUCACACUUAGCGCGUCGCUGUCAUGUCAGAUUAAAACAUCCGGCUUUGUAAAUUAUUGUAAAUCACAUGACCACCGAGCAGGUCUUCCUGUGGGACUCAUUACCGGCUAGCUGUCAUAAUGUUAACAAAGUAACGGGACGAACAAUAGUGAAGUUGUCACGGUGAGCUAAGCUAACCGGAGUUAGCCGUUAACGGAACAGUUGAAGCUAACUAGCAUCAUGGCUAACGUCACAGACCUGCAGACUAAAUACAGCAAGCUGGCUCAGGAGUACUCCAAGCUCCGGGCUCAGAACCAGGUGCUGAAGAAGGGAGUUGUGGAUGAACAAGCCAACUCGGCCUCACUAAAGGAUCAGCUGAAGCAGCGGGACCAGAGCCUGAGGAAGCAGGAGCAGGAGAUGGACAGUCUCAGCUUCAGGAACCAGCAGCUGGCCAAGAGGGUGGAGCUGCUGCAGGAGGAGCUGGCUGCGAGUGAAUCCAAGGGCAAAAAGGGGAAGAGUAAAGGAGACUCUCCCUCGCAGCACGGCCUGCAGACUCAGAGUGUUUUUAAUGAGGACCUGCAGAAAAAGAUAGAAGAAAAUGAGCGGCUUCAUAUCCAAUUUUAUGAAGCAGACGAGCAGCACAAGAGGGAGGAGGCCGAGCUGAAGACACGACUAGAGGAGCUGGAAAGAAACUCUGAGCAGCAUCAGGCCGUAGUGGACGGACUCACCACUAAGUACAUGGAAACAAUCGAGCGGCUGCAGAGUGACAAAGCACGUUUGGAGGUGAAAGCACAGACUCUGGAGAGAGAAGCAAAGGAGUGCAGAAUGCGAACAGAAGAGUGCCAGCAGCAGUUGAGGCGGUGCCAGUCGGAUCUGAACCGACAGGUGAAACAGAGCAGCAGUGUGAUCCAGGAGAAAGUGCCCUUCAAUGACACCAAAUUCAGCGACUACAACAGCCUAAAUGUGCCGCCACACAACCGAAGGCACCAGCUUAAAGCUCGGGACGUGGCCGGUCAGGCCCUGAGCUUCAUUCAGGACCUGGUGGCUGCUCUGCUGAACUUCCACUCCUACACAGAGCAGAGGGUUCACAUUUACCCUCUGGACUCCUCUAUUGAGCCCAUCUCCCCUCUGAACCAGAAGUUUUCUCAGUAUCUACAUGAGAACGCAGCCUAUGUGCGCCCCCUGGAGGACAGCUUCUUGCAGUUACACCAAAGCAUCACAGAGGACACAGUCACAGUCCUGGAGACGGUGGUCAAGCUGAAGAGCUUUGCCGAUAACUUCUCCACAUACACCCACUUUCUGCAGAAGAUUCUCCCCUACCAGCUGAAAAGCCUGGAAGAAGAGUGUGAAGCACCUCUUAGUACUGCCGCCUUAACUGCGAAAAACAGGGAGCUGCAGAGCGACAUGAAGAGAAUCACGUCUGUGUUUGAGAAGCUGCAGAGCUACAUUAACCUUUUGGCCUUACCUAGUGUUCGACAGGACGCUCUGCCACAGAGCAGCACCUCAGCUGUCUUCACCCAGCUGGCUGCCUGCCUGCACAGUCUUCACGAUGCCAUUAAAGAGAUGUCGAAGCAUUACAACCAGAAAGCCAGCUUGGAGCAGGAGCUCCCCACCGUCACCCAGAAACUCUGCACCACCACAGAGUGCCUGCUGGGAUCUCUGGGCUCUCUGAACAGCAGCACCGGAAAGAUUGCCACUUUCUUCAGCAACAACUUGGACUUCUUCACAUCACCCGGCUACAGUCCGAGAGGCAGCACAGUCGCACUGAACCCGCUGCAGGCGGAGAGUAUGUUGGCCAACAAAAAGAAGGCAGCUGCCUACAUCCAGGCCGUCAAAAAACCCAGGCCUCAGUCCGUUCCUUACAGAGAAGCUCUGUCAAACCGUCGAAUACUCACCAGCUCCACUGAGAGCAGAGAAGGUCUCAGCCAGCAGGUGCAGCAGAGCCAGGAGAAGAUCGCUCGGCUGGAGCAGGAGAAGGAGCACUGGCUCCUGGAGGCCCAGCUGGGGAAGGUGCGGUUGGAAAAGGAGAACCAGCGCAUUGCGGACCUGGAAGCGCAACUCGCGGCAGCUCUGGGGGGAAGUCCAGACUCACGAACAGCUGCAGCAGCCAGCACGCUCGCACAGAGCCAUGAGGAAGAAGAGACGGAGCAGAGAGCUGCAGGGAAGGAGACUACGCUCUGCACCAGCCUGGUUGGCAUGCUGUGCACAACACCCUCAAUCGAAGAUGUGGGAGACGAGGAGUCCAGGGAGCAGCUGAUAAAGACUCACUACAUGGCGAGGGUCGGCGAGCUCACCACGCAGCUCCAGAUCUCAGACAGCAAAGCGGUGCACUUUCACUCCGAGUGUCGAGCGUUGGCCAAGAGGUUAGCCAUCGCAGAAAAGUCUCGGGAGACUCUGAGCGAGGAGGUCAAACUGGCCAAUCAGAACAUCACACGCCUGCAGGACGAGCUGGCCACGACGAAGAGGAGCUACGAGGACCAGCUGAGCAUGAUGAGCGACCACCUGUGCAGUAUGAACGAGACGUUGAGCAAACAGAGGGAGGAGAUCGACACGCUGAAAAUGGGCAGCAAGGGAAAUGCAAAAAAGAACAAAGGGCGCUAGAGCUGCCCGUCACUCUCUGGCUGCAUCGGGCUUCACAAAGGGCGCCUUAAGAAGAGAUCCGGUCUGUGGAGCCUCCAGCAGCGUCCUGCUACCAACAAUCCCACCGUCUUAAACCACGGGGACGGUCGACGCCAGCCUCCGAUUCCUCCUCCUGUCAGACGCUGGAGACACAAAUGAACUGUGUGGAGGCUUGAACAUGUUUCACUGAAUCUUCUUUUCCCCCCUCCCUUCUUCCCCGACACAGCACCACUUAUAACUUAACAUGAUUUGCUCCCAAAAAUGCCGGAAGCUUCUGGGCCAACGCAGAGCGGGAGAGAGAAAAAAAACUUUCUCCAAAAAAACAAAAAAAAAAAGGGACAGAAGGAAGGAGGACGAUAACGCUCACUGAUGUCAACACUUGAAGACCUAACCCUGUUAAUCAGUGUGCUCGUUUUUUUCCUGCUCGUCGUUCAUGUGACAGAUCAUGAAACUGUCCAAUCGUACGGCUCGUCUGUCAAAGCAGGGGAGCAGAUGUUUCAUGAUGUGUGCGGCGGUGUGACUGUGGCAGGAUACACACCAUGUGAGUUUUGUUUUACACUUAGGUUUUUUAAAUUCAAUUAGAGAUUAUUGUGCAAAGAAGUUCCCAUGCAGGGACCUCUAAACACCCCCCUAAAAAAAAAACACACGCAUACAUCACAAGCUUCUGAGAAGAAGGGCUUUAAAACCUUAACAAAGACACUUGAAUUCAUUCCUCUGGGAGUGGAGAAAGGAAAAAGAAAAAUGUCUGCCUUGAAGCGCUGAUUCAGUGUUUACCUGGACUAAAAAAAAAAAAAGGGCAGUGUAGACAAGUCGAAGCUCGUCAAACGGUGUCAGUCUGUCUCCUUGAAGUUACUCGAACAGUAGUUGUUUUUUAUCACCAAAGGAAGUCUGGACGUGCACUUUGUGUGGCAACAGAUUUCAUGUCGUAUUAUGUAUGGACUAAAAAGGGUUAAUGUGAAUAUACAUUCAUUUUCAAAUCAUGAUAGAAUUGUACU